CAAAAAUCUAAUGAAAAUCUAAAAAAUUCAAAAUAAGAUGGCUAACCUAUAUAUGAGAUACUAUUAUUGUCUCAGUUAAUAAACAAUCAAUUACGAAUGGAUAAUUAUCCGAAAUUUCUGCUUGAAUUGUAAUGGAUAUUUAUGGACUCUAGGUAGCAGCAAUGUCCACAUUUAGUCUUCUAACAGUUUUAGCUCUUUUCUUCUAUUUAAAAAUAAAUAAAUAAAUAAAUAAAUAAAAUAAACAUUAGUAUAAACUGUAUAUACCAGAAUAAAUUGCGUGAAAUAGCUCAAUGAACAGUAACAACGUGGAGAAUUAUAUUAAACAAUCAAUAAAGUUAAAUCGAAUGAGACAAAAUAUAGUGUAACAAAAUGAAAAAGAAUAAAGGGAACACAAUUACAAGAUUAAAAAAAAAGAAACAUUUAAAAGAUUCAAGCUAAAGUAGGACUUUGUGUUCUGAUGGGCACAAAAUAAUAAUAAUAAUAAUAAUAAUAAUAAUAAUAAUAAUAAUAAUAAUCAGUUAUUUUUUUUAUUGAUACAGAAUGCCAUAAAACGAAACUUAAUAAAAUGAACAUAAAUAAAAUAUAAUAAUUAAAAAUAUCAAAAUACCCGCUGCAUUACGUCACUUCCGGUUCUGCCAUUUUGCCAUUGCGGAUCGGUCUGCAUUCCCUCACCGAACAUCGUUAAAAUAACCUCACAUUUCAGCACAAAACGGUCCCAGUACACCGGUAAAAUGUCAGAUUUUGACAGCAACCCCUUCGCGGACCCGGACUUUAGCAACCCGUUUCAGGAUCCAUCAGUGACGCAAGUAACGCGGACUGCCCCUCCUGGCCUCGAGGAGUAUAACCCUUUCACAGACACAAAACCGGUGCCUCCAGGCUCCGCCCCUAAAGCAGUCCCACCCACAACCAACACACAGCCAGCCAUCAUGAAACCCACGGAGGAACCACCAGCGUACACUCAACCUAAGCAGACACAGGAUCAGGCACGAGCCCAGGCAGAGUUAAUGCGGAGACAGGAAGAGCUGGAGAGGAAAGCCGCUGAGCUGGACCGCAGGGAGAGAGAGAUGCAGUCGCUCAGCGCAUCAGGUGGGAGGAAAAAUAACUGGCCGCCUCUUCCAGAGAAGUUUCCUGUGGGUCCGUGUUUUUAUCAUGACAUCUCCGUGGACAUCCCUGUGGAGUAUCAGAAAACCAUUAAGAUCAUGUACUAUCUGUGGAUGUUCCACACGGGGACGCUGUUUGCAAAUAUAUUUGGCUGUUUGGCGUGGUUCUGUGUAGAUGUGACGAGGGGAGUGGACUUCGGGUUGGCUAUGCUCUGGUUCAUUCUCUUUACACCCUGUUCUUUUGUCUGCUGGUACAGACCCCUGUAUGGAGCGUUCAGGAGUGACAGCUCUUUUAGGUUCUUUGUAUUCUUUUUUGUGUAUAUCUGCCAGUUUGGUGUACACGUGUUGCAAGCUAUCGGCAUUGUAGGUUGGGGAGCCAGUGGCUGGAUCUCAGCAUUGACUGGACUGAAUAAAAGUAUUCCUGUGGGCAUCAUAAUGAUUCUGAUCGCUGCUCUCUUCACGGCGUCAGCUGUCAUCUCGCUCAUCAUGUUUAAAAAGGUCCAUGCGUUGUACCGAACCACCGGUGCAAGUUUUGAGAAAGCACAGCAGGAGUUUGCCACCGGCGUCAUGGCCAAUAAAACAGUCCAGACCGCCACUGCUAAUGUUGCAUCCAGCGCUGCCCGGGGAGCCUUUAAAGAACAGAUCUGAUUGGUCCAGAGAACUAAGAACACGCCCCCUCAGUUCCAUGCUACUUCAACCCCGCCCUCCUCUUUCCCUAACUUUACUUACAGUCAUUCAUGAGCAUUGAUUGGCAGUUCAAAACCACACCCACUCUCAAUGGCCCUAAUGCACUCCUGACUGACUGAAACCCCGCCCCAGCCCCUCCCCUCCUGUCAAUCAGCAGGUGUGCUCACCUGUUCUUUAGUUUGAGUGUGUGUGGUAUGCCUGCCUGCUCUUGAGUGUGUGGUUAUGUGUGUGUGUGUGUAUGUUUAAACAACCUAAAGAGUUGUCACAUUAUAUGUUCACAUCACUGUUGGGUGUCCGCUCAUCCCUGUUGUACUGUAAAUGAACAGGAAUUGAUUUUGUCAUAUGUCCUUUUAUGACAUUCAAGGUAAAAAGAAUGAUGAUGCCCUAACAGGUUUGUCUUACCGAUAUUUCCUGAAACAUAUACACACCUUGAAUUAUGAAUUAUCAAAAACAGCCUCAGAAAAACUUUCGGGAUCAUAUGUCACCCAAAAAUAAUAAAAAUAUAUAAAAUAUAUAUAAUAUAUAAUAUAAUAUAAAUAUAUAAAAUACUGUCACAAUACAAAUACUCUCAAUGGCCUUACAAAUAUGCUUCUUUUUUUUAUGCAAAACAUAAAGAAAAACAUAUUGGGCUGAUAUAUGUCCCGGACAUUUUUCCAUGAGAUUCAUCUAAAUAUCAAGGUUUUUAACAAAUUCUUCCUGCAAAAUGAGCCUUAGUACAAGACGACACCCAUCAAAUGUGACCAUAAACUCUCUACAUACAACUCAGAGGGUCUCCUCACCUGCAUAUAUAUAUAUAUAUAUAUAUAUAUAUAUAUAUAUAUAUAUAAACCAGUAUGAUGACCAACAGUAUUGGCUGAUUUUAAAACAAAUGUCUGAUUCUGAAAGCUUCCUGGUUUGUUUUUGUAAUAGAAUUGUUUUGGAAUGAAAAUUAAUUCUUUAAAAAAAUUAUCAGGAUCUGUUCCUGCAAAUGCAUGGGAAGCUUGCUAAGGUAUAGGCCGGGUCUCAUCUCUCCCAGUCUUGCGUACUAUAAACUGGAAAUCACAUAAAAAACACUUUCAAGGGGAUAAAAAUAGAAGCGCAAAAGUAAAUCUUUGCAUAAUGCCCCUCAAAACAGAUGUGUAAAAUCACUAUCACACGUGUGUAUUGAUGUAAGACUGUGCUGUGUUGGGCCGAAUCAGUACCAGUUAGAUCCACAAUUGACCUUAGUCAGGGUAGGCCAUAUUUAUUUUGAUGUAAAUUAAAACAAUUGAAUAUGAGUGAUAAACGUUCAGUCCAUUAAAUAUGCUGUAAUGUCUUAAGGUCACAUCGUUUCACUACAGCUGUUUUCUGAAGUUUUUUGCCUUUGGAACUUGUUUGGAAAGACGUACUUUCUUUUUCUUUUCUUUUUUUGUCAUUAACAAUUUUUAUUGAUUCCAAACUCAAAUCAACACAAACAGCACAUGAAAACACGUAAUCAACUUUUAUCAAAAUAUGUCCCCCAUCCUCCCUUUUUUUAAAAAUUUUUUUUAUGUAUAGUAAUUUCAAAUCAGAUGAUUGCAACAUGCUCCUGAAAAGUUGGGACUGUCGAGUGUUUACCACUGUGAAACAUCACCAUUUCUUCCAAUAACACUUAUUAAGCAUUUGAGCACUGAAGACAAGUUUGUUAAGUUUAAAAAGUGGAAUUUUCCCUCAUUCAUCCAUUAUGUAGGUCUUCAGCUGCACGAUUGUACGGGGUCUUUGUUGCCGUAUGGUGUGCUAAAUAAUGCACCACACAUUCUCAAUUGGAGACAGGUCAGGACUGCAGGCACGCCAAUCUAGCACCCGCACUCUCUGCUUACACAGCCAUGCACUUGAAAUCCGGGCAGUAUGUGGUUUGAAGUUGUCCUGCUGGAAAAUGCAGGGAUGUCCCUGGAGAAGAUGGUGCUGGAUGGCAGUAUAUGUUGCUCCAAAAUUUGUGCAUAUCUGUCUUCAUUAAUGGUGCCCUCACAGAUAUGCAAGUUACCCAUGCCAUUGGCACAGACACACCCCUGGCUUUUGGACCUGACGCUAAUAACAGCUUGGAUGGCCCUUUUCCUCUUUGGUCCGGAUAACGCGACGGCUGUGUUUUUCAAAAGCUAUUUGAAAUGUGGACUCUCCAGACCAACAAACACGGUUCCACUGUUCUUCUUUCCAUCUAAGAUGAGACCGAGCCCAGAGAAGUCGGCAGCGCUUAAGGACAGUGAUGAUGUAUGGCUUCUCCUUUGCAGAGUAAAGUCUUAACUUGCAUCUGUGGAUGCAUCGGCGAAUGGUGUUGACUAACAAAGGUUUAUUAAAGUAAUCUCAAGCCCAUGUUCAUGAUAUCCAUUACAGAUGAAUGAAGUUUUUUUAAGACAGUGACAUCUGAGGGAUCAGAGAUCACACGCAUUCAGAAGUGGUUUUCGUCUUGCCCUUUACGUACUGAGAUUUGACCAGAUUCCUUGAAUCUUUUAACUAUAUUGUGCACUGUAGUGGGUAAAAUGCCCAAAAUCCUUCCAAUUUGUCUUUGGGGAACAUUGUUCUCAAACAGCUGGAUUAUUUGCUGAAACAUCUGUUGGCAAAUUGACAAGUCUCAAAUGAUCCUUGCUCUUGAUGGACUAGGCUGUUUUUGGAAGCUACGACACAAUUGCCUCACCUGUUUAACAUCUCCUGUUUCACAUCGCCUUGUUAUUUCAACUUGUCAAAUUGUUAUUAGUCUUAAAUUGCCCGUCUCAACUUUUUAGGAGCUUGUUGCAAUCAUCUGAUUUGAAAUUACUGUACUUUUUUUUUUUUAAACUAUGAAACAUCAUAUAAUGUUUAGUUGUAGUGCUUUCAAUAUAGCAAAGGUUGAAUAUAAUUUACAAAUCACUCCUUUUUGUUUUAUUAGCAUUUUUCAUACUGUCCCAACUUUUUUGGAAUUGGGGUUGUACUUAUAAGGCCAAAUCAAUGCAACAAUUUACACAAGAACAGAUUUAUGACCAAUUUACACAAAAUUGUUCUGUACACGUUUUACGAAUAAGGCUCAAUCAAUACAACAAUUUACGCAAAAUAAUGAUAUUUGACCCAUUUACAGAUUCGUGUUUCACUAAUAAGGCCCAGUCAGCAUGUCAAUUUGCAUAAGAAAGGAUUUGUGAAUGAUUUACUCAAAUUUGACGUUUGCUUUUGAGGAAUAAGCCCUAAUCAAUGUGAGAAUUGGCACAAGAUAAGAUUAAUGUACAGUUUACACAUUCGUUGUUCGCUUUUUACUAAUAAGUCAAGUUUGCACAAGAAUGGAUUUAUGACCAAUUUACACAUUAAUUCUGUUCGCAUUUCACAAAUAAGGCUCAAUCAACGUGGCAAUUUACGCAAAUUUACAAACAUUAGUUCGCUUUUUACUAAAAAGGCCCAAUCAACACAACAGUUUACGCAAGAAUGAAUUCAUGAGAGAUUUACACAAAUUCGUUCUGCUUAUGUUUCACGAAAACGGUCCAAUCAGAGCGUCACUUGACGCUAGAACGUUUUUAUGACUGAUUCUCUCAAAUUCGUUGCGCUUGCGUUUCACAUAUAGGGCUCUGUCAAUGCGACAAUAUACGCAAGAUCAGAUUCAUGACCGUAUUAUAUUGAUUUAUUGUUCGUGUUUCACAAUUUAGGCCCAAUCAACGCGACAGUUUAAGCAAGAAUGUAAUUGCAAACCUGUUCCAUCAUUCUUGUCCCUGUUUUUAUUCACGUCAAAGUAAAUAUGUCAUCGAACUUGACUAAGGUCCGCCAUUGUUGCGUAUGUAAUAGUCCAUUGUCGUCUGUCUGUGUUUGGUUUGUUGUUUGAGGCAAACGUGAUGUGUGUGUGUCUGCGUUGAGCUUUGCAGGUGUUUCAACGUGCCUGCUCACAUUAAAGUUUGCUAAUUUUCUUUUUUAUUAAGUGGUGCAGAGAACCUUGUAGCCUUGGUUACUGUCAACAAGAGACAGCCAGGUUUUGUGAUUAUGGGAUACUUGUCAAGAUGCAAAUGUAUGUUGAUGUUAACCUUUCAGCAACACUCUGUAUGUAUGUGCGUGCGUGUGUGUGUGUGUGCAUGAGAGAGAGAGAGAGAAUAAAGUGUUGUUGAUCACCCAUUUUCAGUAUUAAGUCUGAAGUACAUCAGCCCUUGUUUGAGAUCUUAAAAUUUCAUGAGGUGUCUCAUAUUUUUUUCUCUGUUUGUUUUAUUAAUAUUUUUCAGUCCUGUACUGUCCUCCUCCAUGCUUUGUGUAUAUUCAUUUGUGUGUCUGUAUGUUGGAGAGUGAGUGUUUGUGUGAGCUACUGCAAGUCGUUCUUCCUUUUAUAAAGACAUUUAAACAUAAGGCACCUGAAUGUUCCUAUAUUUUACGUUUGUUUUUAAAUGCUUCAACAACAACAAAAAAUGAAAUGUGUUGGGAUGUGUGAGAAGAGAUAAACUGACGUGACCUUGUGUGUGUUGCAAUGGAUCGUGGCUUUAAGCUGUCUUUUUUCCAAUUAGUGAUAUUAGUUAACUUAGUUGAAACACUAAAACAUAAGAAAUGGAUUGAAGAAAAACCAUCACUGGUUGUAUUUACUACUUCUGCUGACCGUGAAAGCUGAUGUUAUUUAAAACAGAUGCGACAGAUAUUUGUAUAUUUUGUAUAACUAAAGGAACGGUGGCCUGUGGUCCUGAAUUUCAUUGUACUGUACAAAUGCACUCCUGUCUCUCUCUCCCUUAAUCGCAUGUUGAGUAGUUUGAGUUUUGUAUAUUUAUUGUAUUAACACAAAAAUUAAACAAAAAACAACAA
Myxocyprinus asiaticus (Chinese sucker) is the source of this 6515-nucleotide messenger RNA. RefSeq names its product secretory carrier-associated membrane protein 1-like. NCBI's taxonomy places the organism in Eukaryota, Metazoa, Chordata, Actinopteri, Cypriniformes, Catostomidae. The record is from RefSeq and is a predicted model, not a curated record. The transcript has 9 exons. Gene Ontology annotation, cellular component: recycling endosome membrane; trans-Golgi network membrane. Bases 732 to 1748 code for a protein of 338 amino acids. Gene Ontology annotation, biological process: protein transport.